AUGCAUGUCGAAAUUCAUUUUGUUAAGUCUUCAUCACACAUCGGCUUCUCGCUGUCAAAUGUCUACUGCCGUUGCUCUCACGUUAAAGGGACGCGUGAUUUCAGUUCUCAACCACACAACUCGAAGGUGCCCGCAGCUGCAACUUGGGAGCCGAUAACAGAGGACCAGUUGCCACCGCCAACGCCAGUAGCAGCCGACCUGGUGGACAAACUGGAGCGUCUGGCCUUAGUGGACUUCCGCACCAAAGAGGGACUGGCCUGUUUGGAGAAGGCCAUCAGAUUUGCAGCGCAGCUUCAUGUUGUUGACACCUCAGGAGUCGAGCCGAUGGAUUCAGUUCUGGAGGACAGGAUUUUGCACUUGAGGGAGGACACGGUGUUAGAAGGCAACCAUGCAGAAGAGCUUCUGCAGCUCUCCAAAAACACAGUGGAGGAAUAUUAUGUGGCACCACCAGGAAAUAUUCCCUUACCAAAGAGGGAGGAGCGGACUGCCAUGCUGAAACAUUCUGAAUUCUGAAGAUUUGGAACUUGUUUUUCAGACUAAGGAAUACUGUCAUCAUUAGCUUUGAUUUAUUUUCUCAGUACGUCGAUAUAUGAAGUUGGUCACGGCUAAUAUGAUGAGCUGGUUGUAAUGCAUGUCGUUGAUUUUCAGUUUGUUGCAAAAAUGCAAGUACUUUGUCGCUGCUUGAUGAAGAAAUGAAAAGAGUAGUUUGUUUGACUAAUAGUGAUGUCUUGUUUGAUAUACAGUAUCUAUU
Hippocampus comes (tiger tail seahorse) is the source of this 751-nucleotide messenger RNA. RefSeq names its product glutamyl-tRNA(Gln) amidotransferase subunit C, mitochondrial-like. The record is from RefSeq and is a predicted model, not a curated record. The transcript is spliced from 5 exons. Gene Ontology annotation, cellular component: mitochondrion; glutamyl-tRNA(Gln) amidotransferase complex. Bases 1 to 513 code for a protein of 170 amino acids. Gene Ontology annotation, biological process: mitochondrial translation; glutaminyl-tRNAGln biosynthesis via transamidation; regulation of translational fidelity. NCBI's taxonomy places the organism in Eukaryota, Metazoa, Chordata, Actinopteri, Syngnathiformes, Syngnathidae.